CCUAGGAACAAAGUUAAUUGUGCCUCUGUUUGCUGAAACCCACCUCUUAACUGAAGUGAUGGUUACUUCCUGCCCUCUCUUCCUUCCUAAAAGGUUCUCUUAAAUGUUUUCUUGGAGCUUUAAAAAUGGAGCUGACAGAAGUGACUGGUGUGUCGCUGAAACGUGGGUCUCAUGCUGUCGAAGAUAAUGACAGUGUGGCCCCAGCUGAGGAGGCAAAAAGACAGAAGGUCUUGGACGGCUGUCUGACCACAGGUCAGGAUGGGCUGGAGCAUGUCUCUCCGCCCGGCAGUGUGCAUGUGCCUGGGCCACCCGCAGCUGUAAGUGCCAGAGAGGGUAGAAAGAAUUCUGAUGUGCAGUUGGAAGAAGAGGAAGAGGAGGAAGAAGAUGGCCUUUCAGAGGAGGGUGAGGAGGAGGAGGAAGCUGAGAGUUUUGCAGACAUGAUGAAGCACGGCCUCACUGAACUUGACGUUGGCAUCACCAAGUUUGUAAGUUCUCAUCAGGGAUUCUCAGGCAUCUUGAAAGAAAGGUAUGUUUCAUUCACAUGUCAAGUUAUUUUCAUUCUAUUUGUUCUUGAGAAAGAAAUCAGCAAUAGGUUCUUCUAUUUAGCUUUCUAUCCCCACAGAUUGUUUACUGAUGGUCACAAAGGAAUAGGAUGGAGGAGAGCCGUUAUUGAGGACACCAAAGAGAAAAGAACUGUUAUCCAUCAAGCGAUUAAAUCUCUGUUUCCAGGAUUAGAGACAAAAACAGAGGACAGAGAGGGGAAGAAAUAUAUUGUAGCCUACCAUGCAGCUGGGAAAAAGGCUCUGGCAAGUAAGUGUGCGAGUGACCUGGCAUUUCUUCUAAUAACCGCUCAAAGACUUGCCCACUUGAACAAGUGCUUGAUGAACUUUAAACUGGGGAAUUUCAGCUAUCAGAAAAACCCUCUGAAACUGGGAGAGCUUCAAGGGAAUCACUUCACUGUUGUCCUCAGAAAUAUAACAGGAACUGAUGACCAAGUUCAGCAAGCUAUGAACUCUCUCAAGGAGAUCGGAUUUAUUAACUACUAUGGAAUGCAAAGAUUUGGAACUACAGCUGUCCCCACAUACCAGGUUGGAAGAAGGACCAUUAUUAAAAAAAGAAAAACAAGUGUUGGUGAAGAUAUGGAGACAUGGGAACCCUUUUGCAUUGCUCAUCUUCAGAAACUAUACCACGUGUUGGCAGACUUUUCCUGUGAAGGGCCAGACAGUGAACAGAAGCUGUUCAGAGUACCUGUAUUACAAAGAGCAUUUUCUAAUUUUGUGUUCUCUAGGAAGCCCAUUAAGUUAUGGAAAUCUGUCUAUUCGAUAAAUUGUUUCAAUCACAGCUUUUUUUUUCCCCCAGCCGAAAAGGGCUACUUGGUUAAGUGCAGGGAAGAGUGGGCGAAGACCAAAGACCCAGCUGCUGCCCUCAGAAAACUUCCUGUCAAAAGGUGUGUGGAAGGGCAGCUGCUUCGAGGACUUUCAAAAUAUGGAAUGAAGAAUAUAGUCUCUGCAUUUGGCAUAAUACCAAGAAAUAAUCGCUUAAUGUAUAUUCAUAGCUACCAAAGCUAUGUAUGGAAUAACAUGGUAAGCAAGAGAAUAGAAGAGUACGGACUGAAGCCCGUUCCAGGUGACCUUGUUCUCAAAGGAGCUACAGCCACCUACAUUGAUGAAGAAGAUGUUAAUAAUUACUCCAUCCAUGAUGUGGUAAUGCCCUUGCCGGGUUUCGAUGUUAUCUACCCAAAGCAUAAAAUCAGUGAAGCCUACAGGGAAAUGCUCACAGCAGACAAUCUGGAUAUUGACAACAUGAGACACAAAAUUCGAGAUUAUUCCUUAUCAGGAGCCUACCGAAAGAUCAUUAUUCGUCCUCAGAAUGUCAGUUGGGAAGUCGUUGCAUACGAUGAUCCUAAAAUUCCACUCUUCAACACAGAUGUGGACAACCUGGAAGGGAAACCGCCACCGGUGUUUGCUUCUGAAGGCAAAUACAGAGCUCUGAAGAUGGAUUUUUCUCUCCCUCCUUCUACUUACGCUACCAUGGCCAUUCGCGAAGUGCUAAAAGUGGAUACCAGCAUCAAGAACCAGACCCAGCUGAAUACCACCUGGCUCCGCUGAGCCCUUUUCCCCAGAUGAUAAGAUGCACCCAGUGUCCGCCCGCUUCCUGUUCAGACCCAUAGGUGUACUUUAGAUCCUUGUAGUUCAAGAUUAUUUGUAUUUUUUCAGGUUUUUAUUAGCUUAAUUUGCAAUAUUUGUACACAUAUACAAAUCCUGAGGAUCCUAAUUCUAGCUCAGAGGAUAUAAAUUGAUCAGAAUAUAUUUCAGGUGCUUAAGUCAUAGUAAAAUGUCAGCUUUCCUGGCUUUAUCAUAAUUUAAAAGGACUUUGGUUUAAAGUUGCAGUUUUAGGUUUUGCUACAUUCUUAAAGGACAACAUGAAUUUUUAAUGUAUCCAUGAAUGGAGUAUGCAACGAUGCAUUUUAAGAGAAAAUGCAACAAAAUAAAUCUUGACUAUGAAUAAAUAGAAUACCCCACCCCUAGCUAUUAAUACAAGUACAGGACUCAUGCUUAUUUAAAUCAUGAUAAAACAUCUAAGGUUUAUGAACACAAAAGUGAUGUGUCAUCAUCUAACUCUUAUACCAGGUUUAGGUAAGUGUUGAUAGAUCUUUUAGUUGCAGUAGCUUUGCAUUUAUGUUCUCAUUGCCUUGCAGGACAGUUGCAUUGAUAGGACCUUUUUUUCUCGAUGUAAACGCGUGCAGCUAUUUUUAUUAGUCAAGGUCUGAUUUUUACUCUAGGUGCCUUUUAUGUUCAGAACUCCUUCCACUGGACUGGUUAUUUGCCCCAAGAUGAAUGACAGCAGAGAAGAAAACUUUAAACCUUUCCAAGGGCUCCUCCAAUCAGCAGCGUCAGCCUUCGUCACCUUCAGUGUAGGUGUUUCCGUUUCGGGCCCUUGUGUAAAACUUGUCUCUGGUGUGGAAGGUUAAAUAGGCCUUUCCAAGUGUGUGUGUGACAUAAGUGUGCCGAUUUUUAUUUUCUACCAUUUCUAAAACAAAAUAUAAUAAAUAUUUUUUAAAACUCCUUUCUACUAGUUAUGUUAAUCAAAUAAAUUAUCUAAAACCGAGCGCAAAUGAGAACCUUGGCCCAGACUGAGGGCAAGGAACGAAGUGAAUGAGGGAUCCUCAGAGAUGGUGUCGGCACAAAGAUAUGUCCUGCUCGGGUGUGAGAUGUCAUGAGAAUCAUACAGUUGAGCGCCAGGCUCUACGGCUGUUGGACCAUGUUGGACCACGUUGGACUGGAUUCAGGCUUAUUCUUCCAGUAGCACCCCUCCCUUGCUUCCCAGCGUGCUUUCUGGAGAGAAGAAUGGAGAAAAGCUUCCCUACCAGGAACGUUCCCACCAUGGCGGUGUGGGUGACAAAUGUCCCAGGUCUGGCAGUGGAAGACUGAGAACUGCUUUUCAUCCCUUGUAUUUUAAUGGCGUCCAUCCCACUGCAGAGGUGAAAAAGAUUAGAAAUCUCGUGGGAAAGAACCCUUUCAGCUGGCUAGUUUCUAAAGAAUCUUCUGGCCUACCAAAGCCAAAUUUGUUAAAUGUAUAUUGGACUGUUUGCACUUUCUACUGCUAGCGAGUUACUUUCCUUCAUCAGACUGAUGAGUGAAAAAGUGCUCAUGAAGGGGACUAACUGCCUAAUGCAAGUGCAUUCAGUAGCUCUGCAUUUAUAAAUUUACAUUAUUGGAAAAAAAAAAAGUGAGGUUAAACUUAGAAAUGUUGUCUUCAUCUGGGAAAUACUUACGGCCCUAUGGGAUGAGUCCAUUUUCUCACUGCAUUAGCCAACUGCCAGUUUGUGCAUGUUUCUUCUUAAACACCGCUGGGGAAAUAAUGAUUCAAGGCAGAGUCUUAGCGCCAUUUUGAGACUUGGGGACCUCCCAUCUAACACCAGGGACUUGACAGCUUGGAAUAUAUCAUUGCCUUAGCAUCAACGUCAGGACAUUUUGUUGAUCUUAACAAAGGGAAGACAUUUCUCUGAGGCAAAUUUAUAAGCCUAAAGGCUUAUAACAUUUCCCAGGGCGCCUGGGUGGCUCAGUCGUUAAGCGUCUGCCUUCGGUUCAGGUCAUGAUCCCAGGGUUCCGGGAU
This is a messenger RNA of Leptonychotes weddellii (Weddell seal), 4116 nucleotides long. The record is from RefSeq and is a predicted model, not a curated record. NCBI's taxonomy places the organism in Eukaryota, Metazoa, Chordata, Mammalia, Carnivora, Phocidae.